Molecule: messenger RNA, 1136 nt
Organism: Lethenteron reissneri (Far Eastern brook lamprey)
Lineage: Eukaryota; Metazoa; Chordata; Hyperoartia; Petromyzontiformes; Petromyzontidae
Product: RNA polymerase-associated protein RTF1 homolog
Source: RefSeq, a predicted model, not a curated record
GGAAGAACGGCAAAGCUUGGGCGCGAAGGGGCCGGGGAGAGAGCGAGCGAGCGAGAGGGCAUCGGAUCGCGUCGCUCGUCGCUGUCUGACGCUUCAUUAAUCCCCUCCGCCUCCUCCUCCUCCUCCCGCCGCCGCCGCUAAUUAACCGCACGCCGAUAGAAAGCCAGCGAGGUUAAACGGCAGCAGCGACGACGGCGACGUCGACGAAAACAACGAACGGCGUAAAGAUGGUGAAAAAGAGAAAAGGAAGGGUCGUGAUCGACUCGGAUAGCGACGACAGCCGCAGCGACGAAAGCAUGGACGCGGAGUGGCUCUCGCUGGCCAAGCGCAAGCGCAGUGAGCCCGAGCAGCAGAGCAGCCCUUCUCCCGUACCUCCGGCUGCCACGCCACAACCGGCGGCGGCAUCGGCGGCGGCGACGGCGGCAAAACGGUCAGACUCCUCCGACUCGGAGACGUCCGACAGCGACUUGGAGUGGACGGUCGGAGGCAACAACGCCAAGAAGAAGGGCAAGGGGAAGAGCGGCAAGAAGUCGAGUAAGAAGACGUCGGCCGUGGCCAAGACAGCGUCGGGGUCCUCCGAGGAGGAGAGUGCAGCGGAGGCGUCCGAGCCGGAGGAAGGGGAGGUGUCGGACUCGGACAGCAGCAGCGACUCUGGCUCGGGUUCGGCGAGCUCGUCCUCGUCGUCCUCAUCGUCGGAAGGGAAGGACCAGUUCCACGAUGGCUACGACGACGACCUGAUGGGCGACGCAGAGGACCGCGCGCGCCUCUCCAAGAUGACGGAGAAGGAGCGCGAGCAGGAGCUUUACAACCGCAUCGAGAAGCGCGAGGUUCUCAAGACGAGAUUCGAGAUCGAGAAGAAACUGAAAGCGAGAAAGAAGAAGGAGAAACGAAAGAAGCACGAGCAUGACCGGGAGCACAGGGAGAAGCAGAGCAAGGUGCAGGAGACACCCGUAAAGGUGAUGUCGCACAGCAAGGAGCGGCGCUCAAAGCGGGACGAGAACUCGACAAGAAGUCCCAGGCCAUGGAGGAGCUCAAAGCCGAGCGCGAAAAGAAGAAAAACAAGACUGCGGAGCUUCUGGCACGGAAGCAGCGUCUAAACGCGAGCGACGUGUACUCUGACGAUGACGAGGAGGAGG